UAUAAGGGAAUACAGGUACAGUUCUGAAUCACCAAUGAUUAAUAAAGCUGUUAUUUGUUUUCAAAACUGCAUAUGGCACCACUGUAUCUCAAUCGAAAUUUCAUUUGAAAUUGGUUGCUUGCAUCAUUUGAACGGCCAAGGUUUUAUCUGGUUUUCUAAAGGGCUUUAUCUAUAUUUCUUUAUCGAAAAAACAUGCAGUAUUAUAAAGCGUACCUUUUUACUACUUUUGUUAUUUAUGAAGUUACUCAUGCACUUAAGAAAUCUGCAGUCGAUUUUUACAAGUGAAUAGAGAAAAUGGCGUCCAUCGACACUGACGGUGAAAUUCAAGAUUUAAUUACUUGCAGCAUUUGUUUAACCGAAUUCGAUCAAGACGAGCACAGUCCAAAAUUUUUGCCCUGUGGCCAUACCCUUUGCUCUUCGUGUCUCAAGGCGAUUCGUGAAAAUCGAACGAUUCGAUGUCCAUUAUGUCGCAAAGUCCACACGCAAAUCAAUUUGGCGACUUUACCUAAUAACAAUUACGCCCUGCAGGUGGCGAAACUUGCCAGAGAGAAAAAACAACUCGAGUCGCUGUUACGACAGAACGAAACGAGUCGAGAUUCUUUGCUGUCCAGCACUGCUGACGACUUUUCGGCAUUGAAAACUCAACUGGGCAAAAUGCGGGAGCGUCGACAAACAAAUUUAAGUCAGGCCAUUGAAAUGAGGAAAGAAAUUUCAGCCUACCUGUUGCUAGUGCUGGAUUCGGUCAAGAACGCGGAGAAGGAAAUAGCCGGACAAGUGGAUGAGAACGACAGAUUUUUGACAGAUUUAAUUUCACUUUACGAAGGAGAGAACAAACUGGCGAAUGUCAGCGACGAAUCGACUGGAGAAGCUUCGAAUGUCACCGAUGACAUGUCAGAAUUGGAAUCGUUGAUGAGUAGCUGUCAGUUAAUGCGUUGCCCUGACGACACGGAAGAAACGAUCAAAGAGAAAAUGAGCCAAUCGGUUGAGAAAAGUCACGACAAAUUGAAGCUAGCUACUUGUGAAAUGACUCAAUUGCAUAAGUGGAAGAAUGCGUCGUUCGUUUUAAAAGCGCAAGGUCCCGGCUCUGUUUCGUUAUUCAAUUCAACUAUCAAAAUUGAUUGGACAACUACUCCAUUUUCAUCGAAAGAUUUGAAUCAUUUACUUUUGUCGCAUUUGAUUUGUUAUGUAAUUAAACCGGCCGCAGCGACGACUGAUGUUCCAAACGCUUCCAGCGGAUUCAAUCUAGCAUCCCUUUUUUCUAUUUCUGCCGAAUCAAACCGACGUUAUAGUGAAGCCGAUGAUUCUUACCUUGCUUCAAGACUUGCAGAAUUGUUCUCGGAUGCUGACGAAUCAACGGAAUCCAGUUCUGAAUAUGGUGGCGGCACCUCAAUUUCUUCAGGACUUUUUUACAGGAGAGAAUCGUUUAACCGUUCAGAUGAAAGUAGAUUUGGCUCUGAGGGAGGGUUUGGAACAUAUAGUCAGCGAGAGAGACGAUGGAUUUAUUCAUCAAAUAGCGAUUAAAAUUAUAUGUCACUUAUUGAAAGGUGAUAUUAAGAAUUAGACUUUUUUUAAAUUAUCCCACUAUUCAUUUAAAAAGUCUGAAAUUAUUACUUAAUUUGGCCUCUUUUCAGCUUUUGACAGUGUGUAAUAAUGUAAUGUGCUUUAAUUAAAACCCCAUCUUUUGAUUUGUGAAUUGCUAUUUGUUGUUUUUUUUCUUUUUUCUUUGGUUAAUGAAAUGAACUGCAGAUUUAAAAAAAACGAUCCACCGUUUCAUUUUGGGCAUUGGCUUUAUUUAUGUUUUGGUGGUUUAGCCUCGGGCCAAUUGUUGACGUUCUGUUGAUGUGCCAAAUUCCAGAAUGGCAAUGGCUAAUGACGUUGAAGAUUUUGUCACCUGUGGUGUUUGUUUGUGUGAAUAUGACGAAGAAAUCAGGAAGCCAAAAUUUCUAUCAUGUUCCCACACCGUUUGCUUUUUAUGCGUGCAGGAAAUUCGUCGUGGUGUCACUAUUACAUGUCCCUUUUGCCGUAAAGUGAUUACCAAGGACAAUAGGAAAGAGGUUGAAUGGAUUCUACCCAACAACACUUAUGCGCUUCAAAUGCUCAAAUUAAACAAACAAAGAUCUGUGUCGUCAACUGUUGCUGCGAUGGAAAACAAGAACCCAGAUGCUCUUUUGAAGUUGAAAGACGAACUUGUAAAAAUUAGAGACUCUGGAUUCAACAAGUUAGCGUUGGCCAUUCAGAAACGUAAAGAAGUUCAAGAUCAAGUGGGUCUGGUUUUAAAAUCCCUCCAUGCUGCAGAAGAAGAAGUGACAAAAUUUCAAGAUGAAAAUAAUCUUUGCCUGGUGGAAAUGAUUUCAAUCUUGGAAGCAAAUGCAGGAUCAUCUUCGACAAAAACUAACCCUCCAGGAAAAGGCUUGAUCUUAUCAGAGUUGAUGUCUCUAGUGGAAGGCUCUACAUCCAACGAUACACCCGAGACCCUGAAGCAAAAGAUGUCAAAAUCAGUCGAGAUGUACGAACAAAAACUUGAAGAAGCGACUGCAAUUGCUGCUAGGACCAACUCUAAAACCAAAAUUCGAGUUCAUUUGACAGACGAAGACGGGAUUCCAAUUUCGACAGGAGGCGAGCAAGAAAUUGGAUUACAACCCAUCGCUCAGGCUUUGGAUGGACCUCAAAUUUUACAAGAUUCGAUUCUGCUCUCACACACCGUUGUUGCGUCAUUGAAAAGGAAAUCAAACCUGGUUGAAUCACAGAAGCCUGCAGCCAGCGCUUCCGCCGCAACAUCUGUCCCACCACCUGCACCCUCUAAUAACGAAAGAUUUUUCAUUGGGAAUCUUCCUUCCAAAUUCAUCCUCAGACUGUUUGAAAAUUUUGAUUCGGUGACUGGUACGCGGGAGAACCGCGAUAGAAACAGUCUUGGGGUUCCUAAAGGCGAAGUUCACAUCCGUCCUGUGCCAACAUUUCAUCCGGAAUUCGUCAAACAACUGGGCAAUUUUUGUUACAAAUCUCCAAAGAAGUUUUUCAGUACUAUUGACAAGGCCAUGUCUGGAGUGUUUGUCCUGUUUUCCAUGAACCACUCCAAGUUCAAGCCUGCCGUUCCCAGCAUGAUCGGUCACGAUUCCGGUGAGAAUCGCAGUUACGACCAACUCUACGACUUUGCAGCAAUCGAUAUCAAUGACGUCGGAAUCGAUUUAGUCAAAACUUCGGCUGGUAAAGUGAUUGGUUGGAGUUUUGUCUUUAUCCUGGAAGAUAACGAACAUUUUCAAAACCGCAAGAAUUUGCAUGAAACGGUUUCAGACAGCGAGCUGUUUGGCCGGGUUAUUAACCACCAUUCACUGGAUUGUAUGAACCAGUUGAGUAGAGUCAGCAGGGCAGAACGAGAUCACUAUUUUCUCACUUUAGAAUCUCAAUAGUCCACAUUGCCUUUUAAUGUUUAUACGUGAGCUUUUAUAAUGUUUUCAUACGCACCUUUUAUGGGCCAGACAAAUGGGGUUUUUAUUAAACGGUAUCCUUUUUAA
Messenger RNA from Daphnia pulicaria, 3512 nucleotides. RefSeq lists its product as uncharacterized. Bases 1857 to 3407 code for a protein of 516 amino acids. Lineage: Eukaryota; Metazoa; Arthropoda; Branchiopoda; Diplostraca; Daphniidae. The record is from RefSeq and is a predicted model, not a curated record. The transcript is spliced from 5 exons.